Molecule: messenger RNA, 2705 nt
Organism: Mustela lutreola (European mink)
Lineage: Eukaryota; Metazoa; Chordata; Mammalia; Carnivora; Mustelidae
Gene: SLC36A2
Product: solute carrier family 36 member 2
Exons: 10
Coding region: 94-1545 (483 amino acids)
Biological process (GO): proline transmembrane transport; proton transmembrane transport; L-alanine transport
Cellular component (GO): vacuolar membrane
Molecular function (GO): L-alanine transmembrane transporter activity; L-proline transmembrane transporter activity; amino acid:proton symporter activity
Source: RefSeq, a predicted model, not a curated record
ACAGCCGCUGAGCUGGGGUUUGCACCUGACAGACACCUUCCUGCUUGCGGAGCAGACCUCCUCCCCACCCAGAGCCCUCUCUCGGAAGCAAUCAUGCCUGUGACAAAGAGUGCCGGGGGUCCCCAGGGCACUGUUGACCUCAAACUGGACCUCAGGUCCCCUCCCAAAAGCGCCAAGAAGCUACAGAGCAAGGACUCCAGUUUCUGGGAUGGACAUCCUUCCGAGUCACCAGGCUUAAAGAAGACCAAGGGUAUAACAGCCUUCCAGACCUUGGUUCACCUGGUGAAAGGCAACAUGGGUACAGGGAUCCUGGGACUACCGCUGGCUGUGAAGAAUGCAGGCAUCCUGAUGGGUCCGCUCAGUUUGCUGGCCAUGGGCUUCACUGCCUGCCACUGCAUGCACAUCCUGGUCAGGUGUGCCCAGCACUUCUGCCACAGGCUUAACAAGCCCUUCAUGGACUAUGGUGACACGGUGAUGCACGGACUGGAAGCCAGCCCCAGCGCCUGGCUCCGGACCCAUGCCCACUGGGGAAGGAAUAUGGUGAGCUUCUUCCUUAUAGUCACCCAGCUGGGUUUCUGCUGUGUGUACAUUGUGUUUCUGGCUGAUAAUUUAAAACAGAUAGUGGAAGCCGUUAAUGGGACCACCAAUAGCUGCCAUUACAAUGAGACAGUGAUUCUGACUCCCACCAUGGACUCUCGACUCUACAUGCUCUCCUUCCUGCCCUUCCUGGUGCUGCUGGUCCUCAUCCGGAAUCUCAGGGUCUUGACCAUCUUCUCCAUGUUGGCCAACAUCAGCAUGCUGGUCAGCUUGAUCAUUAUCACCCAGUAUAUUGUCCAGGAAAUUCCAGACCCCAGCCAGUUGCCGCUGGUAGCAAGUUGGAAGACCUACCCUCUCUUUUUUGGAACAGCUAUUUUUUCAUUUGAAAGCAUUGGUGUGGUUCUGCCCCUGGAAAACAAGAUGAAGGAUGCCCGCCGCUUCCCAGCCAUCCUGUCUCUGGGAAUGUCCAUCGUCACUUCCCUGUACAUCGGCAUUGGCUCUCUGGGCUACCUGCGGUUUGGAGAUGACAUCAAGGCCAGCGUAACCCUUAACCUACCCAACUGCUGGCUGUACCAGUCGGUGAAGCUGCUGUAUAUCAUUGGGAUCCUGUGUACCUAUGCCUUGCAGUUCUACGUCCCUGCAGAAAUCAUCAUCCCCUUUGCCACCUCCCAAGUGGCAAAGCGCUGGGCACUGCCCCUGGACUUUUCUAUCCGCGUCGCCAUGGUCUGUCUGACAGGCACCUUGGCCAUCCUCAUUCCCCGCCUGGACCUGGUCAUCUCCCUGGUGGGGUCCGUGAGCAGCAGUGCGCUGGCCCUCAUCAUUCCGCCUCUCCUGGAGAUCAACACCUACUACUCGGAGGGCAUGAGCCCCCUCACCAUCGCCAAGGACGCCCUGAUCAGCAUCCUGGGCCUCAUGGGCUUUGUGGUGGGGACCUACCAGGCCCUGAACGAGCUGAUCCUUUCAGGACAACCCCUCCCCUUUUCCAACUCCACCAUUUUUAUUCAGUGAGAAUGGCACUCACUGCUCCUUACCCACCAGCACCUGACUUUUACUGACAUGGAUAUCUUUUGUAUGCUUUAUCUUUGUUUUGCCUCAUUAUUUUUUUUCUGGGCCAAGUCAUGGUGAAGCAAGCAAAGACUCGCCAGUUACAGGGUCUAGAUGGUAAUAUACAAAUUUGUUUUUAUUACUUUUCUUUUCAUCUCUAGCUUUCCCUUUAAGUUAAGAGUCUCCCAUGGAAGGCUCCUGAUUCAUCCAACUUGGCAAUUCACAAGGUGGAUUUUGUACCUUGAGUGGCGCUGUGCAAGAAGAGGCCACCAGGGGGAAACCAAGUGACAGCAACUGGCAGAAAGAGAUGCCCUGGCUGAGGCUGACCCUGAUCUGGUAGACAAAAGGUUUCUCCUUUCCAGAUCUAUUCAAAGAACAUAGACUAGGAGAAGUAACCUAUAAUCCAACAAGUUAUACACAACUCCUAUGACAAAAUAUAUAGGGAAAAAAGGUCCAAUGUGAACUGUUUAACUCUCAGAAAGGAGCCAUCAUAUUUAAGUCAAGGGCAAUAAACUUUCUAAAGCACUGGGUAAAGUUUUGGCCCAGUUUGAAGAUAUCAACAGUAGAUAGGAGGAGUAAAUGUGCCAGUGGGGUGGGGGGUGGGCGGGGAGCAGACAAUACCAUUGCAGUAUCUGACAUUAUUCACCGCUUAAUUCUUGCAACAAGCAUUCUACCUACUGUGUGCCAAGCACAGUUCAAGGUUCUUAGAGUAGAUUGUAAAAAUGGCCAUAAAUUCCUCCUGACAAUGUGAUUUUGCAGCUCCUCUUAUCAAGAGGUGAAAUCUUUGUCUCUACCCCUCAAAUCUGGUCUUGCCCUCAUGACUUAUUGGGGCCAAUGGGACGUCGGUUGCUUGUGCAUCCGGACUCACAUUUCUCGCUGAGCUGUGGAGCCACGACCAUCAGGUAAAGAAGACUGAGCUAGUCUACUGAGGGAUGAGAGGCCAUAUGGAGCAGAAGCGAAACAUCCCAGUUGAACCCAUCCUUCAGAUCAACCUGUCUGCCAAUGUCAAGACACACGAGGGAAGCCUCCUAGACUACCCCCAGCCCCAACCAGGCUGAUCCAGAUCAUAAGGCUUGUCCAGAUGAUCCACAGAAUUGUGAGAAAUAAUAAAUGUGGUUUUAAGC